AUGGCUCGUACCAAGCAGACCGCUCGCAAGUCCACCGGCGGGAAGGCGCCCCGCAAGCAGCUGGCGACCAAAGCCGCCCGGAAGAGCGCCCCGGCCACCGGGGGUGUGAAGAAGCCUCACCGCUACCGCCCUGGGACUGUCGCCCUGCGAGAAAUCCGUCGCUACCAGAAGUCGACGGAGCUGCUGAUUCGCAAGCUGCCCUUCCAGCGUCUGGUGCGGGAGAUCGCGCAGGAUUUCAAGACUGAUCUGCGCUUCCAGAGCUCUGCGGUGAUGGCCCUUCAGGAGGCGAGCGAGGCUUACCUGGUGGGCCUUUUCGAAGAUACCAACCUGUGCGCCAUCCACGCCAAGCGGGUCACCAUCAUGCCCAAAGACAUCCAGCUGGCUCGCCGCAUCCGCGGAGAAAGGGCUUAA
Molecule: messenger RNA, 411 nt
Organism: Podarcis lilfordi (Lilford's wall lizard)
Lineage: Eukaryota; Metazoa; Chordata; Lepidosauria; Squamata; Lacertidae
Source: the annotation of a GenBank genome assembly